Molecule: messenger RNA, 2398 nt
Organism: Lepidothrix coronata (blue-crowned manakin)
Lineage: Eukaryota; Metazoa; Chordata; Aves; Passeriformes; Pipridae
Gene: ADA
Product: adenosine deaminase
Exons: 7
Coding region: 40-786 (248 amino acids)
Biological process (GO): inosine biosynthetic process; adenosine catabolic process; hypoxanthine salvage
Cellular component (GO): cytosol; external side of plasma membrane
Molecular function (GO): adenosine deaminase activity
Source: RefSeq, a predicted model, not a curated record
CGGCGGGCACGGAACGGCAGCGGGAGCGGCAGCGGGAUCAUGGAGCGGGCACCGGGAGUCUUCGGGGGACCCAAGGUUGAGCUUCACGUCCACCUGGAUGGAGCCAUUAGACCAGAGACAAUCUUGUACUUUGGCAGAAAAAGAGGGAUCCCUCUCCCCGGCGACACUGUUGAGGAGCUCCUGAAGUACGUCAGCUAUGACACACCGCUGACACUUCCCCAAUUUCUAGAGAAAUUUAAUUACUACAUGCCUGCUAUUGCGGGUGACCGUGAGGCAGUGAGGAGAAUCGCCUACGAGUUCGUGGAGACAAAGGCAAAGGAAGGAAUCACCUACGUGGAGGUCCGGUACAGCCCUCACCUCCUGGCCAACUCUGGCGUGGAUCCCAUCCCCUGGGGACAAGCUGAUGUGCUGAGCUAUCUGUGUCCACAGCUGGGGUUCAGAUCUGCGUGCUUGAUUCUGCUUUUCAUGCUUAACUCCCCCAAACAGGUCUGCCCGUGGUCCAGUUAUCUCACUGGAGCAUGUUCUCCGGACUUCACCAAACACCCCGUAAUACAAUUUAAGAAGGAUCGUGCCAACUAUUCUCUAAACACAGAUGACCCCCUCAUCUUUAACUCCACCAUUGACAAGGAUUAUGGCAUAGUCAAGGAACACAUGGGCUUCACCGAAGAGGAGUUCAAGAGAGUUAACAUCAAUGCAGCCCAGUCCAGCUUCUUACCUGAGAAGGAAAAGCAGGAGCUGCUCAACAAGCUGCAUGAAGCCUAUGGGAUGGUCCCCAACACAUCGUGACCCGUCCCUGUGAGCCAGCAUGGAGCAGGGCCCUUCUUCCUGUGCUGACUCCUCUGUGCCCGUGGGAGCUGGGGAGGAGGUGCCCAGGGUCGGUCUCUAUUCCUGGCAGCCCUGUGUUAACCCUUACAAUGCUCAUCAAAAUCAGACUAUCACAUUCACCCACCUCUACCCCACAAACUCUCUCCCAGAUGGAUAUCCAGCUUCCUAUCCUGCUGCUGUGCAAGCAGACUGGAUCUGCCUGCUGGCCUGACUCCCUUCUCCAUCUGUCAGUGUUUCUGUACUGCAAAUGCAAACAGAAGAACCUCCCCUGCUUUCCCCCCCCCCUCUUUCCCUGUUUUUCCUGUCCUGUCCCACUGACCUGCCUGGCCCUUGUCUGCAGUGCUGAAAUAACCACCUUUAACUCUGACUGUGGCCUGGGUUAAUCUUCACCCUUGCAGGGAAGAGGUGUGUUAGUGCUGGCAGGGAGUGAGCAGGUGUUUCAGACACAGAGGCUUUAUUCCUGUCCCUGUGGGUAGGAGGGUUUGGUCACAGCUCUAUUUACACAGGGUUAGUCUUGUACUAACAAGACUGGAACAAGAACAAGCUGGAGGCUGGUGCCCCUACCUAUACACAGGUCUGAAGGGCAUUUAAAACAAAAUACUUUUUUUUUUGCAUCCUUUCUUGGACAGGAGCUGUGUUAGGCCACACCAGUGCUCAUAGCUGGCCAUGACCAUGCUCGCACAUGCAUAGGAAGUUGGAACGUAAUUUUACCACUUUGGGCCAAAAUCUGCCUUCUGGGACUUUUCCCAGUUUUGUACUCAUCCUGGAGAAUUCCUGUGAACUGCAGUUUGAUCUUCCUCUAUCUUUGUUUAGGGCUUGGAGAAGCCAUGGUCGAUUGGCUGGUUUAACAGUUCUGCCCUCUUCCUGAUUUGACAUAAUCAUUAGGCACUGCUAAGGCUGAAAAAGUAAAUUAACUAGGGCCCAGUGUUGACUUGGAUCCCACCUGAUUGCUUCUCUCACUCAGCUACAACACUAGCUCCAAGUCAGAUCUUCGGUUUGGUGGAGAAUUUAUACAGAAAAAUUCACUGAAUAUUCCUAAGUGAUUUUGGUGCAUAAUAGUGUUUUUACUCAAUAAGCAAUACAGCUGUGCAUCCAGAGAAGAGACCAUCAUUUUCUGACGUGAGUGUGUGGUGUGCUUUAGCAUCCCAGGUGUCUGCCAAGAUGCUUACUCCAAAGAUACUGUACCAAAAAGUUGCCUUUGACAAGGGGCCGUGGUCACCAUUACCAUGGACAGACCACGGACCGGUCCAGCCUCAUCCAGCAGGAACAGUGUGCUGGGAGUAUUUCCAUUCUUUCUGGGCUUCCAUAUUGGUCUUCUGAGUAAAAUACUCAUCUCUGAAGUAUGUGGUGCAUAUAUACACAUAGAUAGAUGAAUAAGAGAGAGUGAUUUUCUUACUUUUAUAAAGCAAAAAAUAAAGCAUCCCUUUUAGGAACAUGAUUGCGGUAAGAAACAGGCCUUUUUUGGGUAAUUUCUCUCCAAAAAUUCUUUAUGAAGAAGAGUUUCUUGUUUGGAUUCUGGACAGUUGAUUGUUAAUCCUCUUUAAUAAAAUAACAGAUUUAUAUUAAAGGUAAA